This is a messenger RNA of Babesia bigemina, 432 nucleotides long. RefSeq lists its product as hypothetical. The coding region runs from base 1 to 432 and encodes 143 amino acids. NCBI's taxonomy places the organism in Eukaryota, Apicomplexa, Aconoidasida, Piroplasmida, Babesiidae. The record is from RefSeq and is a predicted model, not a curated record. The transcript has a single exon.
AUGACCAAGGUGGUGACCAACGUGAUGACCAAUGCCAUGACCAACGUGGUGACCAAUGUGCUGACCAACGUGCUGACCAACCACCUGACCAAUGUGCUGACCAAAGUGGUGACCAGAGUGGUGACCUAUGUGCUGACCAAAGUGGUGACCAAUGCCAUGACCAGAGUGGUGACCAAAGUGGUGACCAAUGCCAUGACCAGAGUGGUGACCAAGGUGCUGACCAAUGUGCUGACCAAUGCCAUGUCCAACGUGGUGACCAAUGCCAUGACCAACGUGCUGACCAAGGUGCUGACCAAAGUGUUGACCAAUGCCAUGACCAAUGUGCUCACCAAAGUGCUGACCAAGUUGAUGGUUACGGCAGCGAUGACAGUUGAUGGACACGGCAGCGAUGACAUGGUCACGGCAGCGAUGACAUGGACACGGCAGCGAUGA